Messenger RNA from Funneliformis caledonium, 1218 nucleotides. Lineage: Eukaryota; Fungi; Glomeromycota; Glomeromycetes; Glomerales; Glomeraceae. The record is from the annotation of a GenBank genome assembly.
AUGCCUUCUCCACCGAAACCUUGGGAGAGAACUGGAACGGCCACGAGGACUACAACAAACAGUGGAUCACCAUUAAUAAAUACGACGACACAACAAAAUUUAGCUGGUACAUCAACUUCUAACAUCCCUCCUGCUGUUCCAGCAAGACCUUCCACACAGUCUUCUGGAUUCGCGAAUAGAAGUUAUGGUUCAUAUGGUACAGGUGGGGUUUAUGGAGCGAAUAGUGGAGGAUAUAGUAGUCCGUAUACAAAUUAUGGAUCAUAUGGAGGAUAUGGGACACCGUAUAGUCGCUACGGAUCAUCCACAUAUUCUCCAUAUAACCGAUACGGCGGCUAUAAUUCUUAUAAUUCAUAUGGUGGAUCAUAUGGUGGAUCUUAUGGUUCAUAUGGUUCAUACGGCGGUUCGCCAUAUAAUCGGUUUGGGUAUAUGAUGGGACCGGGUGGACCGGGCGGUCCGGGCGGUCCGGGGAUGCCUGAAGAGUUGUCACUCACACAAAGGAUGGAAGCGAACACUGCGGCAGGAUUUCAUAUGAUAGAAUCCGUAGUAGGAGCAUUUGGUGGAUUUUCACAAAUGUUGGAAUCUACAUUCUUUGCAACACAUUCAUCAUUUAUGGCAAUGGUCGGAGUAGUAGAACAAUUUGGGAAUCUACGUAAUUACUUGGGACAAGUAUUAAGCGUAUUCGCUUUAAUUAGAUGGAUACGACACUUAUGGUAUAAGAUUACGGGAAAAAGACCUCCAGUUAAUUCAGGUGAAUUAACUCCGAGUAAUUUUCAACAAUAUCAAGAACGUGCAAAAUAUUCUCGUCGCCCUAUAUUAUUUUUCAUACUCGCAGUAUUCGGUGUACCAUAUUUAAUGCACAAGUUUAUUCAAGUUAUUUCAAGAAGGCAUCAAGAACAACAAUUAUUUGAUGGUAGUAUACCACCUGAAGGUGCUGGUAAUAAUUCGGAAAUUAUUACCGCCCCUGUAUCUCAAAUAAAUCCUUCUCAACCACAAAACUUUGAUUUUUGUAGAGCUAUUUAUGAUUUUAGAGGUGAAUCAAAUGUUGAAUUAAGUUUUGCUAAAGGUGAUAUUAUCGCCAUUUUAAGUAAAACUGAUUUAUGGGGAAAUCCUUCACAAUGGUGGAGAGGCAGAUUAAGAAAUGGUGAACAGGGAAUGAUACAAAUAUGUAAUUAUAGUAAUGAUAUCUCUGAAGAUGUUACUCGAUUAUGUAUAGCCUAG